UUUGUGCGUUGCUCCGCCUUACCAUGUCAUAGCUUCUUUCUUGUCAAUUUGGUCAAUUAUUUAUUUCUUUUGAAUGAAUAAUGACUUAAUUUUGUGAUUGAUUGUGAAAAUUGCAGUUGUUUCCAGUAUCAUGAUUUAAUUAGAAGAACUUUAUAAGUGGUUAAUAUUGAAAUUCAUUUCUUCUAGUGGCAUAAUUGCACUAUUUGACUGCCCAUAUAUCGAUUCCUUUCUAUAUUACCUCAAAGUGUUUCAUGUUUGAUGUACUACGUAUUAUUUUUGGAAUUGAACUACAACAGAUGAUAAGACCAAUAUAGAGAUCAAGCCAUAAAGGAUUGAAGACACCUGAUAAUUUAAUUUUGUUGAUUAUUUAUGAAAUUUUGCACUUAAAUCACGCAUUAUGACCCAUUCUUUUCAGUCGAACAGAAAGCAGAAGCGAAAUGAUUGCGAAGAAUUCGAGAAUUGUAUUCCUUCACCAAAGCGAGCCAAGCUAAAGAACUUUAGCGAAAGCCAAAACGUUGACUCAAACUUUGGUCAUUCUCCCUUUCAUAUUCCCAACGCUGCAUCUCAGUUUACGAUACCGAACAAAGAUGGAGUUACUGGAGAGAGAUCUAACUUAAUGAGCGUUAAUCAUCAAAGAGAAGUUUCUCAGUAUAAUGCUCUACAGACUGACAUAUACCACGUUACUGAAGAACACAUGCAGCAAAUGAACUUGAAGUAUUCGCCCGAUUUAAAUGCUUCUGAAAAUCCUCAUUAUUACGAAAAUAACAGACUGUUGUUUGAACUAUACGUCGAAAGAACCCAUCGGUCUUCGUUUCAUCCACAAAAUUCUAGUCAUACUUAAUUAUGAAAGAAUCGUUUUUUGGAUUUGUGAUAAUUUAAUACGAUGGUAUGUUUCCGUGUAUUUGCAAUUGCACAUGCUAUUUACGUCGAAACAGUAAUGUUUAUAUCAAAAGUUUUCAUAUAAGGCAUUUUACGUCAAAUAUUGUGCCCACAUCGGUUUCUCAAUGUACCUUAAUUUAUAUUCGAAUGUGUAUUUCAAAUUUAUUGUUCUUUGUGUUACAUCUGAUUUCUUGUGAAUUUGGUGUAAAACAUUUUUUCAACGUCUUAAAUUUCCUAAUCAAAGUUAUAUUUAAUUUUUGCUAGCUUGUAAAUUUACAUAACAUGAAUGAUCCGAUGAUCAUAAUUGUAACUUACCACAAAGAAACUUCCCAGUCGCACAAAACUAAAAAUUUCACGAGAGCCAAAAAACUUUAGUUUGCUUAUGCAUAGUUUCUUAUUCUUUAUAAAGUCAUUUUUAAUAUUGCAAAACUGUGCAAUACAAUCGAUAAAUCAUGUUUUUUUGUUAAAAAAACAAAAACAAAACAGCAUAGAGCUUUCUACUAGAUAUCCUACUACUUUCCGUCAAUGUAUGAGAUGUCUAAUUAUUCAAUUCAGAUCAAAAAUAACAACAAAACCGAGUUCUUUGUGCGACUGGAGGGUUUCAGGCAGGUCACAAUAUUAUUUUAUUCAUUUUCAGAUAUUAACAAGAUUAUUCGCUGUGAUGUUUCCGCUCUCCAAUAAUAGAUGAUUCACAUAUCAUUCCCAUUCCUCUAAUAUAUUAAACAAAAAUAUAAAAUUCCUUUAUUAUUAUACUUAAUAUAAUAUAUUCAAGCAUCUAAAUUUUGGGAUGUAUCUUUUUGGUUUGUUUGGAAUUAUUGAAAACUAUUCACCGUUUGUGGCCCCCUUUUUCCAGAUGUGUGUAAAUGUAAUGUAUGGCGUAAGAAUUUUUUUUUUAUAAAAUUCUAUUGAUGUUCUUAAGUUUAAGCAUGUUAGUGUACUUUAUCAGUAAUUAUUCGUUGUAUUAGUGAUUUUGAAAACAACUCAUUAAAGUAUAAUGUUUUCAUUUA
Messenger RNA from Planococcus citri (citrus mealybug), 1886 nucleotides. RefSeq lists its product as uncharacterized. The transcript is spliced from 3 exons. Lineage: Eukaryota; Metazoa; Arthropoda; Insecta; Hemiptera; Pseudococcidae. Bases 398 to 841 code for a protein of 147 amino acids. The record is from RefSeq and is a predicted model, not a curated record.